GUUGGGUUUGAAGUUCACUUCAAAUUACUUGACAGGAAUUGGGAGAACAUUUCAACAACAAUUGGAAAAGAUAAGAAGCCGCCAGCAGCUGCGGUGAUAGAUAAAACUCAAUUACAUCGUGAUAUCAACCGCUCUGCUCCGUGCCUUAUUUCUGGAAUGGAUUUCACCGGCAAAGUGGUGCUGAUUACGGGAGCCUCGUCCGGCAUUGGCGAGGGUACGGCCAUCUAUUUUGCCAAGUUUGGUGCGUCCCUCGCACUUACGGGACGCAACGAGGCCAACCUGAAGAAGGUGGGCGAUGCGUGUGAAGCGCAGUCCAAGAGCAAGCCGCUCCUGAUCGUCGCCGACGUGACCAAGGAGGAGGACAACAAGCGCGUGCUGGACGAGAUCGUGGCCAAGUACGGCAAGCUGGACGUGCUGGUCAACAAUGCGGGCAUUCUGGGCAACGGGUCGAUCGAAAACACGAGUCUGCAGCAGUACGAUGAGCUGAUGAACACGAACGUGCGCGGUGUGUACCACCUGACCAUGCUGGCCGUACCGCUGCUGAUCGAAACCAAGGGCAACAUCGUGAAUCUGUCGAGCGUGGCUGGCAAUCGUUCGUUUCCGGGCAUUUUGGCGUACAGCAUGUCGAAGGCGGCGAUCGAUCAGUUCACGCGCUGUACCGCCCUGGAGCUGGCACCGAAGCAGGUGCGCGUGAAUGCCGUCAAUCCGGGUGUCAUCAUUACGGACAUUCACAAGCGCGGUGGAAUGGAUGAGGAAUCGUACGCCGCUUUUCUGAAGAAGUGCGAACAAACCCACGCACUGGGACGCCCGGGCGUGGCCGAGGAAGUCGCUUCCACGAUCGCUUUUUUGGCGUCGGACGGUGCCAGCUUCAUUACCGGCGUGACACUCAACGUGGACGGUGGAAGACACGCCAUGUGCCCCCGGUAAAGUGCGGCGCGCUGCGUUUCCCCGUGCAAAAAAUGGAUCAAACAAAAACGCAUUUCAUACAUUUAUAUUUUUCGAACAAUUUUAUUCGAAGUAAAACAUUGUAACGAACCACUUUAA
This is a messenger RNA of Anopheles arabiensis, 1044 nucleotides long. RefSeq names its product 3-oxoacyl-[acyl-carrier-protein] reductase FabG-like. The transcript is spliced from 3 exons. The record is from RefSeq and is a predicted model, not a curated record. Bases 157 to 927 code for a protein of 256 amino acids. NCBI's taxonomy places the organism in Eukaryota, Metazoa, Arthropoda, Insecta, Diptera, Culicidae. Gene Ontology annotation, molecular function: oxidoreductase activity.